UCGUGAAUGUCCCGGCGGGCGGGCGGACGGGCGGACGCUCGGGUUUGUGUUGUCUUUGCCGUCGCCAUUAGUGUCGAGUCGAACCCGGGAGCCCCGGCGGCGAGAAUGUCAUAGGCAGCGGCGGCGGCGGCGGCGGCGAGGGCGGCCUGAGGCCCCGGAGCUCGGCAGUCGGUUAGGGGGGAAGCAGGAACGUCACUUGGUUUCAGUAUAAUGGGAAAACUUUUGUCCAGAAACGCUGGAUUAUUAAAUAUACUUAUGGAAAAGAUCCAUGUAAAUGUCUCUAUAAAAAUGCAUUGCCCAGGAGAAGCUUUGUUCACAGCCUCCUGUCUGGCCUUGGUGCCUGGUUACCGGUGCGGGAGCGAGCAACAAUGACUGAAUAUGGAAUAAAGUGGGCCUGUGAAUACUGCACAUAUGAAAACUGGCCAUCAGCAAUCAAAUGCACCAUGUGUCGUGCGCCAAGACCUAAUGGCACUAUAAUUACUGAGGAUCCAGUCAGAGGCAGCUCAAGUGAUGUGAGUCGAGAUUGGGAUCCUGCAGGAAUAGAGGGUGGCAGCAGUCCUUUGAUUUGUCCGGACUCUAGUGCAAGACCAAGGGUUAAGUCAUCUUACAGUUCAGAAGGCGCAAGCAAGUGGUCAUGCCACAUGUGCACAUACCUGAAUUGGCCAAGAGCAAUAAGAUGCACACAGUGUUUGUCCCAACGUCGGACCAGAAGUCCUACAGAGUCUCCCCAGUCUUCUGGUUGUAUUUCAAGGCCAAUCCAGGCUUCUCAAGACCCAUGUGAGGAGUAUAAUGACAGAAACAGACUGAAUACAAAAGCACUGCAUUGGACGUGCACCGCUUGCACAUAUGAGAACUGGCCCAAGUCUCGGAAGUGUGCGGUCUGUGACCAUCCUAGACCUAACAAUUUGGAAGCAAUUGAUUUUGCAGAGCCUGAGGAAGCUUCGUCGCUGAUAAAUGAGCAGGAUAGAGCUCGAUGGCGGGGAAGUGGCAGUAGCAGCAAUAGCCAGAGGAGGUCCCCACCAGUAUCUAAACGUGACUCUGAGGUGAAAAUGGACUUUCAAAGGAUUGAGCUGGCUGCUGGAGCUGUUGGCACUAAGGAAGAGCUUGAAGUGGACUUUAAAAGACUGAAGCAAAUAAAGAAUCGAAUGAAAAGAUCAGAUUGGCUCUUUCUCAAUGCCUGUGUAGGGGUUGUAGAGGGUGAUCUCGCUGCAGUAGAAGCCUACAAGUCAUCUGGAAGUGACAUUGCUCGACAGCUUACUGCGGAUGAAGUGCGUCUGUUGAAUCGUCCUUCGGCUUUCGACGUGGGGUACACCCUAGUACACCUUGCUAUACGCUUUCAGAGGCAAGAUAUGCUGGCAGUUUUGUUAACUGAGGUGUCUCAGCAAGCUGCCAAGUGUAUACCUGCUAUGGUGUGUCCAGAGCUUACCGAACAGAUACGUCGUGAGAUAGGAGCAUCCCUCCAUCAGCGAAAGGGAGACUUUGCCUGUUAUUUCCUCACUGAUCUGGUGACAUUCACAUUACCUGCAGACAUUGAGGACCUGCCACCAUCAGUCCAGGAAAAACUGUUUGAUGAGGUGCUUGAUAGGGAUGUACAGAAAGAAUUGGAAGAGGAAUCACCCAUUAUAAACUGGUCCUUGGAACUAGGAAGUCGCCUGGAUAGUAGGCUCUAUGCACUCUGGAACCGCACAGCAGGCGACUGCCUGCUUGAUUCAGUGCUACAAGCCACAUGGGGCAUUUAUGACAAAGAUUCAGUUCUGCGGAAGGCUCUUCACGACAGCUUGCAUGACUGCUCGCAUUGGUUUUAUACACGUUGGAAGGAGUGGGAGUCUUGGUAUUCCCAGAGCUUUGGUUUGCAUUUUUCUUUGCGGGAGGAGCAAUGGCAGGAGGACUGGGCGUUCAUCCUGUCCCUUGCAAGUCAGCCUGGAGCCAGUCUGGAGCAGACACACAUCUUUGUUCUGGCUCAUAUUCUUCGUCGACCAAUUAUAGUCUAUGGAGUGAAGUACUAUAAGAGUUUUCGCGGUGAGACUUUAGGAUACACACGGUUUCAAGGUGUAUACUUACCUUUGCUAUGGGAGCAGAGUUUCUGUUGGAAGAGUCCAAUAGCUCUGGGUUACACAAGGGGCCAUUUUUCUGCAUUGGUCGCUAUGGAAAAUGUUGGCUAUGACAAUCGAGGUGCUGGCGCCAACCUAAACACAGAUGAUGAUGUCAACAUUACCUUCUUACCACUGGUGGACAGUGAGAGGAAGCUACUGCACAUCCACUUUCUUUCAGCCCAUGAGAUGGGUAAUGAGGACCAGCAGGAGAAACUACUGAGAGAAUGGCUUGACUGCUGUGUCACUGAAGGUGGAGUUCUGGUUGCACAGCAGAGGAGCUCUCGUCGGCGCAACCAUCCGUUGGUAACGCAAAUGGUGGAGAAAUGGCUGGACCGCUAUCGACAGAUACGACCUUGCACUUCUCUGUCAGAUGGUGAGGAAGAUGAGGAGGAGGAGGAUGAGUGACGGAAAUCAUCUGAUGGAGGCACGGGCAUUACUUCACUGGGAAGCCUGCAGAUAGGACUCUUCUAGUUUGUCAUGCAUCAUGGAAAGUUUGGAUACCAAAUAGAAGUCGUGUUGGAGGUCUGAUCUCUGGCAACAAAAAGGCUGACGCGUUGUGCCAUGUUGAAAUCAGAACUGGCUUAGUUGGACUACAAUAAACUAUGAAUGCUAAAUUUACUUUAAUGUUAAGAGAAAAAGGCUUUUUUCCCCCAAAAUGUACAUCCUUAGCUAUAAAUGUACUGCAUGUGGUUGUGUAAGAACUUGUGUAAUAGGGAAAAAAGUAUACCAGCAUCUAAAAUAAUUGAAUUUAUAUUGGUUUCAUAACGAGGGCACUUAAAAACUCAUUUUAGAUUCCUGUUUGUUCCUUCUAGAUUUAUUUUUAUUAUAGCCACUCAUCUGUGGUCAAUAUUUUUAAAAUACUUGUGCACAUGUUCUCAGGGAAAUCUUUUUAUGCCAAAUUGUGAUGUUUUGGUGUUGGUGAUGGUGUGUGUACUUUGAUUUGAAGAAUUCGGGGCAUCAUGCAUGGCAAAAAAAACAAACAAACCCAAAAAGCCCCCGAGAACAAGUGCAUGGAUGAUAUUUUAAAUGCAGUAGGUUUGAAUACUAUAAUGAAGUAAAAUCUGUAAGGAACAAAAGAGAUGUUAGGUUGUGUUUGGAAAGUGUUCACCAAACUACUGUCUUUUUGUUUUUUGGGUUUUGUUUUUUUAAAAGAAAACUGUUAUUCCGUAAAGUAUGGACUCAACAAAUUAUUGUUUUCAAGUUCACAAAGACUGUACAUGUUCUCAGCUCUUCACUAAUGUUCACUACUGCAAACCUAGUUUAGCCCUGAAAUUCUGCCAAUGAAUUCUGUUCUACUAAGCCUAUUUAUUUAAAGUGACCUGAUGAGAUGAGGUACUUUUUUUUCUCUCCCCUAUAAAAUUAAGUUCAGAACCAGUUGUGUGGAUUUUGUUGAUUGUUUACUCAACCCUGAUGAAGAAUUUCAUGUUGCACAAAUACAUACUCUUGCUGUGAAAACUGUUGUUGAAUGUGCUGUUGAGUUUUUUUUUGUCUAUGCAAAUACUGUGCAUCACUGCUAAGCCAAAGUAUUCCACUGAACAAGGGUAUUAUACUACAGUGAGUAAACUUGCUGCAUAAAGAAUUUAAAACCUGUCCAUUUAUGCAAA
This is a messenger RNA of Callorhinchus milii (elephant shark), 3697 nucleotides long. Its product is annotated as ubiquitin thioesterase ZRANB1. Gene Ontology annotation, biological process: cell migration; cytoskeleton organization; positive regulation of Wnt signaling pathway. Gene Ontology annotation, cellular component: cytoplasm; nucleus. The transcript is spliced from 12 exons. The record is from RefSeq and is a predicted model, not a curated record. NCBI's taxonomy places the organism in Eukaryota, Metazoa, Chordata, Chondrichthyes, Chimaeriformes, Callorhinchidae. Bases 369 to 2498 code for a protein of 709 amino acids. Gene Ontology annotation, molecular function: cysteine-type deubiquitinase activity; K63-linked polyubiquitin modification-dependent protein binding.